Molecule: messenger RNA, 1674 nt
Organism: Etheostoma cragini (Arkansas darter)
Lineage: Eukaryota; Metazoa; Chordata; Actinopteri; Perciformes; Percidae
Gene: prmt1
Product: protein arginine methyltransferase 1
Exons: 10
Coding region: 130-1167 (345 amino acids)
Cellular component (GO): nucleus
Molecular function (GO): protein-arginine N-methyltransferase activity
Source: RefSeq, a predicted model, not a curated record
CGCUAGUCACCAUCCGCCAUUAAACAGACCGAAGAAGAAGAAGGAAGCAACAUCGCGGAGUGAUUCCAACCGUAGUAUAAAGCCUCAUUGAAGACGAUCUAGCAGCAGUCGCAGAACCCGAAGAUCGAAAUGGCGGCGCCAGCAGAGAGAAUGGAGGGGGAGAGCUCAGCCAAGCCUGCAGCCGAGGAUAUGACAUCAAAGGACUACUACUUCGACUCAUACGCCCACUUUGGCAUCCACGAGGAGAUGCUGAAAGAUGAGGUUCGCACUCUGACCUAUCGCAAUUCCAUGUUCCACAACAAGCAUCUGUUUAAGGACAAGGUGGUGCUGGACGUGGGCAGCGGGACAGGCAUCCUCUGCAUGUUUGCUGCCAAAGCUGGAGCCAAGAAGGUUAUCGGGAUAGAGUGCAGCAGCAUCUCAGACUACGCUGUGAAAAUUGUCAAGGCCAACAAGAUGGACGAUGUUGUGACCAUCAUCAAGGGGAAGGUGGAGGAGGUGGACCUGCCCGUGGAAGGAGUAGACAUCAUCAUAUCAGAGUGGAUGGGCUACUGCCUCUUCUAUGAGUCCAUGCUCAACACGGUCAUUUAUGCCAGGGACAAGUGGCUGAAGCCGGAUGGACUCAUUUUCCCAGACAGGGCAACCCUGUAUGUCACUGCCAUUGAAGACAGGCAAUACAAGGACUACAAAAUCCACUGGUGGGAGAACGUGUAUGGUUUUGAUAUGUCAUGCAUCAAGGAGGUGGCAAUCAAGGAACCCCUAGUUGACGUGGUGGACCCCAAGCAGCUGGUCAGUAGCGCCUGUCUCAUCAAGGAGGUGGACAUCUACACAGUGAAGCUGGAGGACCUGUCCUUCACCUCACCGUUCUGCCUGCAGGUGAAGAGGAACGACUACAUCCAUGCUUUGGUCACCUACUUCAACAUUGAGUUCACCCGCUGUCACAAGAGGACCGGCUUCUCCACCAGCCCAGAGUCCCCUUACACCCACUGGAAGCAGACAGUGUUCUACCUGGAUGAUUACCUGACUGUGAAGACUGGUGAGGAGAUCUUUGGCACAAUCAACAUGAAGCCAAACGUCAAGAACAAUAGGGACCUGGACUUCACCGUAGACAUCGACUUCAAGGGUCAGCUGUGUGAGGUGUCGAAGACGUCCGAGUACAGGAUGCGCUAGAAGUGUCAGUCCCUCUCUGUGUUAGUUUGUCUUUUAUAAGAGGACAUAUUUUGCUGUUUGCCUCGGAGUCUGUACAAUAGUUUGAUGCUCCCAUGCAGCAACAUUUUAAUUGUGUUUUUUUUUUUUCACUUGUUCAGACGUUAACAGUAUUUAAAAUGUCUUCACAUCCUCGGGGUCAAAGUGCAUUGGCGUGGUGAUUUAUUGUGCUGUAGUCACUCAACAAAAUCCCUGUUUGACAUGUCCAUGGUGUUUGUGUCCUACAUCUUCUGGGGUUCAUCUCCUCGGCAUGUGGGAGAUCCACAUGGACACAAAAGCCCUGCAGACGUGUCCACGUAGUCUUGCUGUUGACUCCGUUUGUACAGCCAUUACAUGACCCAGCUACUGACCUCCCCUCAUUUCUCACUCUGUUAAAGCUCUGUGGGUUUUGGAUUUCUGUGUACUAAAGAAACCCCACCUCUUCCACUUGUUAGUAGAAACCAUCAGUAACAGUUAGAACUGUCCACCGAC